GGUGCCGUGCCGUGCGACGCCCUCCAUGAUGAGUUGAUCUUCGGCGGGCCUCCACUGCUGAAGCUCACGGCCCUUCCUGCCCGAAGGCGAGGUUUCCGAAGGCGAGGAGGCCUGGGAGCUGCUGGCGGCUUCCACCGUGGCAGUGAACGCCGGCUUCGAGUUGGCGCGGCGGUGCUCCUCCGCGAGGAUGGCCUCGACGGCAGGCCAAAGCUGCAGCUCAUCGACGCUAAGCUCGGGGAGGUCAUCGAGCGGAGGGAGCUCGUCCGCCAGCGGCUCAAGUGA
Molecule: messenger RNA, 282 nt
Organism: Emiliania huxleyi CCMP1516
Lineage: Eukaryota; Haptophyta; Isochrysidales; Noelaerhabdaceae
Exons: 1
Source: RefSeq, a predicted model, not a curated record